This is a messenger RNA of Hermetia illucens (black soldier fly), 2137 nucleotides long. Its product is annotated as transcription factor grauzone-like. Gene Ontology annotation, molecular function: zinc ion binding. The record is from RefSeq and is a predicted model, not a curated record. The transcript has 8 exons. Lineage: Eukaryota; Metazoa; Arthropoda; Insecta; Diptera; Stratiomyidae. Gene Ontology annotation, cellular component: nucleus. The coding region runs from base 337 to 1983 and encodes 548 amino acids.
GGAUAGGCUGCUUUAUACUUUUCAUUCAAUUGAGAAUGUUACACAUUUCUCGUAAAUAGAGGUCUUACAGGUAAACCUAGACACUAUUCAAACGUGCCUCUAGUAUAUUACAUUCGUUCAAUUGGUUCGUUGAAAUAACUCAUUAGUGACAGUUCCUACUGUGAAUUAACGCUAUGCAGAUGUUUUGUGUGCAUACAGACGUCAAGUGGAUUGUCAAACAGUCGCUCCAAUUGUAAACAUAAUAAACAAGAAUUCCUCAAAUGGUACCGGAACUUGUGUAAAAAUUAGAAUGAGGCGAUAAGAAGUAUAAAAUUAGAAUAAAUACUGUUUAUAGUGAUGGAUCUAGAGUCUUUCUGUCGGUUGUGUUUGAAUGAAAACCGAACUGUACUGAAUGUUUUCAGUGAGGGCUUGGUGCAAGCCGACAUGCAUGCCAAAAUAGAGAAAUAUUUAUAUCUGGACAUAAAGUCAACAGAUAGUAUUACGAAGUCAAUAUGCGUUAACUGUAUGAGAAAAGUAGAAGAUAUUCAUAGUUUUUGCACUGAGGUGGAACAAAAUCAACAAAAGAUUAUUGAGCUGCAAGCUGCCACACAUUACCAAAUCAUAUUCGAGAAAAAUACAAAUAUCGAAGAGCCUACAAAGCAAUUUGUUAAUGUCCAGCCCUAUGAUAUUAAUGUCCACGUGGAUCGUGAUUCGUUUUCGUCGCCUAUAAUUAACGAUUUACAUUUCACCAAUACUGACAUCAUUCAAAACCCUGAACAAUCUCCGGAAUAUCAAAUAAUGGUAAUCCAAUCUCCAAAUAACACAGCAGAAUCGCCGUUACCACCGACUCAAGACGAUAUCAAUGACAUCGACAAUUUCGACAAUAUCUCAAUUGCAAGUUCGAACGAAGACGACCGAGCAAUAGAGAAAGACUACGACAGCAGCGAUGAGUGGCACAAUAGCAUUGAAGGGUUUCCGAAAGUCGUUAUUCAGGAUGCAAAGCUUGUGGUGCGAGGGAGGGAGUUAUUUCAAUUGAUGUCUAAAUUUUAUAAAUUACAAUGCGAAAUAUGUCAAGAGAAAGAUAGUGUUUUUAUAAAGCUUACAAGCCUCCUAGAACACUAUGAAGAUAUGCAUCUGACGAAGGGUUUUGUAAAAUGCUGCGGUGCAAAGUUGACAAAAACUCGUGCGAUGGCAUUGCAUAUGGCACGGCAUGUGCAACCCGAUGCGUUCAAAUGUCCGGAAUGCGGUAAAAUGAUGACUUGUCCGAAGAUUUUACGAUAUCAUAUUCAGAAUCAUUUGCCAGAAGAAAGCAGACCUUUGGCAUGUCCAAAGUGUCCGAGAAGGUUUAGCUACAGUAGUGCUCUAACUGCACACACAGUAUCUCAUCUGCCUGAGGAUCAGCGAGAUACGCAUAUAUGUGAUGAAUGUGGAAAAGCUUUCCUCACUGCUAGCCGAUUAACAACUCACAUAGGCAUAGCACAUUCAAAUGAUGUGCCACGCUACGUUUGCCACGAAUGCGGGAAGCAAUUUAGUUGUAAGGGAAACCUAACAUAUCAUUUAACUACACACGAGCAAAUCCAUCAAGUGCAGUGUACUGUCUGUGAAAAAUGGUUGAAAAAUAAACUAUGCCUGCGGAAACACAUGUCUCAACAUUCAGAAAUCCGUCACCAAUGUCCGUCAUGUACUUAUUCCUCCGUUAAUUUGCAAUGUUUUCGCAAUCAUAUUCGGGUGCAGCAUUCUAACGACAAACCGCAUGUUUGCAACGAAUGUGGACGUAGUUUUAAGUUGAAAAACACACUGUUAAAUCAUAUGGUGCAGCAUACCGGCGAACGAAAGUAUUCAUGUGAAUUCUGCACAAAAAGAUUCGCUUCAAGUGGAAAUUAUUACUCACAUCGCAAGCGAAUGCAUCCCAAUGAGUUGGCCGAAUAUAAUCAGAAACGUGCUGAGGAGAAAGAAAAAGCGCGAGAAAUAGCUUUGAAACAAGUAAGACAAGAAGGAACUUGACAGUAGCUGAAAUUGAUGGUGAAAUUUAAGAAUUUGAGAUAAUAUUAGAAAUAGAUAAUGAAUUUCCUUCCAUUUUAAUUUAUGGUUUUUAAAAUAUGAUCAGAAGGUAGGUAUCAGCUUUACGUUGAAUGAUAUACAAUAAAAAACAAUUGGA